Cylas formicarius (sweet potato weevil) is the source of this 2301-nucleotide messenger RNA. RefSeq lists its product as uncharacterized. The transcript has 6 exons. Bases 713 to 1897 code for a protein of 394 amino acids. The record is from RefSeq and is a predicted model, not a curated record. NCBI's taxonomy places the organism in Eukaryota, Metazoa, Arthropoda, Insecta, Coleoptera, Brentidae. Gene Ontology annotation, cellular component: presynaptic membrane. Gene Ontology annotation, biological process: clustering of voltage-gated calcium channels; neuromuscular synaptic transmission; neuron-neuron synaptic transmission.
AGCAGUAACCUCAUUACGCUUUGCGAUACUGGCACUUUUUUGCCAUUAUCUCCUUUACAACAAUAUUUUGCGAGUUUUGUUGGUUGGCAUGUAAAAGUUAUAACUAUAUUGGUUUGUUGCAGUAACAGCAAAAUUCGAAACCUAAGACAAAUAAACCCACGCUUUGCCGUAAGUUUACGAACUCAUCACCAGACUCAAAACUUUUUAUGUUGCUCUUUCUGCUUAAUUGAGCAUGUCUAAGUUUUCAGUGUGAGUCAAAUUUCCCUUCUUGCUCAAGACUAAAUUAUUUCAGCAACGGUAAAUUAUGCGCGAUUGAGCCUUCUUAGUCGUCGAGUUAGUAUAGGAGACUAAAUAAACAAAAUUCCCAUCAGGGACUGUUUUUCAAUUCUCGAGACUUACUAAUCGCCGUCAUCACUAAAGUUAUACCGAUAAAGACAAAUUUUAAUGUUACUUAUAUGUUACCUAUCCAAUUUAAGUUAUAUGAAUUCGACUAAGGCUGCAGCAAGGAAUUUGAAUACUAGACCAAAGACUAGUAGACGAAUCUUAGUAGACGCAGUGUAUGUCAGACCUAAUGCUCAUUGGAGAUAAUUGGUGUACAAUUAUGCAUGCCUAUCUAACAACGUGUGUCAAUAUUGACGAGGAAUACAUCAUCGCGCAUCAGAUUUAUUUAGAAAAAUUCAGAUCGGGUAAGAAUUGACUAGAUGCCGGAGUAAUGGAACCAAACACAUCGAAAGAGCAUUAUAUGAUAAUUAAUGAUGACAUUUCGAGAAAACUGCUGGCCGAAAACACAAACCCACCCCGUAUCGGGAAAGAAAGGACUGGCGGCGACGUGUUGAGUGUGGUGGACGUUGUUUUGAGUGUGUUUGUUGUCACCCCUUUAGUCGUCAGCUGUUGGAGGGGAUUAUGGAUAUUGGUGGAUAUGCACAGCGAGUAUUUUCCCGCUGUACCCACGUUUCUAAUUGCAAUCGCGAUGCAUAUUUUGUUCGCCCUGUUUCAAAACAGCUUCCAUUAUCUCGUCGUCGAAUCGAAGAAGCACUGGUCAAUGAAAAUAGUAACUCAUCUUCUACGUAGAUUCUACACCUACGUCUUUCUAUGGGUAACCGUGUUACACUGGAGGGGAGGCUGGCUGCUUACGGAGUACUACACCAACCUUCGGUUCACCAAGGAACUCAAAGCAACGAAAGAGACCUCGUUAAUAUGCCUGCUGGUCGGGGCUGCUACUUUUCUAAUCCUCCUCUGCAUGAGAUGUCUGAGGAACGCCAUUGCUCCACCCUUCGCGCUAUGUCUGGACAAGCGCAAUUACGUGUUCCGUUUUCCCACCAUGUUCUCACCCAACAUAAAAUUCGGGUGGUUACGUGUUCUGGAUUGCGUCAUUUCCGUCGGCGUGGUGGGCAACCUAGUAGUGGUGCUGUGGAGGGCCAUUUGGGUUGCCGUAGACCUGGUGGUGAUACCCCAGAAUUUUACAUGUUCGGCUUGGGCGUGUUUGGUGUUGGGUCUGAUCGCCACCGGAUUGGUGUUCCGGCUGCAAAAUUGCAUGAAACGAGUUUGCACCGACUUAUCCGGCAUCAUCAAGGUGAUUUUGGCAGACGCUUACAUUCUGCUUUCGAUUAUCGCGGCUAUAUUGUUCUGGAGCGGGAUUUGGAACUUGCUGAAUAUUUACUUUCUUCCAGGUGAUCUUUUACUGAGUUGCACGUUGUCCCACCUCAUCAGCUUAGCAUUCCUGUAUCUGAUCGGGUGCUCCAAUUCGUUACUCGUCAGAGGAGUCAUGCAAGAUGGAAGUGGGGAGGAAGGCGAAUGCGUCGUGUUCCCAUGCAACUACUUGAGGACCAUUUUUGAACAGGAGCGUACAGCUUGUCUGGGUCAGCUUGGUUUAACGGAAGAAAAUUCCGCCUCCUGAGAACAUCGUAAAAAAUAUAUAAGUUCCAACUAAGACUGAUUAUUAGCCCGAGAUCUCAUGAGCAGUGGUAGAGAUGUAUUAAACGAAAAUCAAGAUGCGUGCUGUUUCAUUUCACUUCUGGUUCUGAGAAGAAAAGAAUGGUUGAUCUAAAAUUGCUCGCGUACACAUAGUUGCUGAACUCCCCACACUGAUCACCAACUAAAGUUACUUGAAUCACUAGCACGCUGACUUCCACUUAAAUCAUUUUCCUUCUAUUUACUAUCAUUAUCGUGUACACUGUUUGGUUCUGCAAUCUUUGACUUCAUCAGUUAAUAAACAAUCCUUAAGUUGGGGCUCUUGGCUAUAUUUAAUCAUGUACAGCGCUUAUAAAACCUUGUCAAUUUUCUACCGUGGAGGCCUUAUAA